AUGAAAUUAUUUUCUACAAGAUAUGCUUCGCUAGGUAAAAGAUUAUUAACGGAAAUAAAUUCGACACCUCUAUAUGGUGACAAAACUAUUCGUAGUGAAGUGAUAGCUUCUGCUGUUUUAAUACGACCUCCAUUAUGUGCCCCACCAAUGAAUGAUAUCGAGAAAGACUAUAAUGAAAUGAAUAUUCAAAUGGAAUUUAGGGAUUCACUGAAAUCUGACUUUGAAUUAGAAAUGGAAAAAGAUGAGAUUUUAUUAAUGAAGAAAAAAAUGCUUGAGGAAGAAGGCAGAGAUCUUUCAGAGUUGAAUGAAGAAAUAGGAAUAACAGCUGUAAUGAAAGAGGAGGAAUGGUUAGAGAAAAGUAACAAAAUUAAGAAAAAACUUUUAAAAGUAGAUAAUAAUGAAAUCAAAGACAAUUACAAAAAUUUGUGCCGUUCUCCGAAUACUAAUUUAAUAUUAAGUGUUAAACAAAAAUUUGGUGAUGGUCAUGUUUCACCAUGGAUAUUUCCUCAAACUAAUAAUAUACAGCAUUGUUUGAGAAGUUCAUUGGAGACAACUAUAGAUGAAAUGUUUAAUGGGAGUAUAAAAAUAAAAAUGUUAGGGGGUGCACCAUUUUCAUAUUAUAAAUAUAAGUAUCCAAAAAUGUUACGAGAUUCAAGAGGUAUAGAUUAUGGAGAAUUUUUCUUUUUUGGAGCCAUUUUAAAUGAUCCUUCUGUAGAUAUUAGCAUCAAUAAUAAAUUGAUUGAUGAUUAUCAAUGGUUAACAAGUGAGGAAAUUGAUAAAUGUGUGUCUAAUAGUAAGAAAUAUCUUAAAAAAGCCAAAUUGUGCCUUCAUCAAUAA
Strongyloides ratti is the source of this 837-nucleotide messenger RNA. RefSeq names its product 39S ribosomal protein L46, mitochondrial. NCBI's taxonomy places the organism in Eukaryota, Metazoa, Nematoda, Chromadorea, Rhabditida, Strongyloididae. Gene Ontology annotation, cellular component: mitochondrial large ribosomal subunit. Gene Ontology annotation, molecular function: structural constituent of ribosome. The coding region runs from base 1 to 837 and encodes 278 amino acids. The transcript has 3 exons. The record is from RefSeq and is a predicted model, not a curated record.